AUGGAUGCUCAAUUAGUGAGCGCGGUUCAUGCUUGGAAUCAUUCGUAUUUCUUGUGCUGCAACUAUAUCUUGAAUGGUAUGGUUGAUACGCUUUACAAUGUGUAUUGCAUAGCCAAUACUGCCGAAGAAUUGUGGGAGUCUUUGGAUCGCAAAUACAAAACAGAAGAUGCGGGCACUAAGAAAUUCGUGGUGGCUAAGUUUUUGGAUUUCAAAAUGAUAGACUCUAUCACUGUCAUUAGCCAAGUCCAAGAACUACAAGUGAUUCUCCAUGAUAUUCAUGUGGAAGGAAUGGUGCUCAGCGAGACAUUCCAAGUUGCUGCUAUGAUCGAAAAGCUACCACCAAGCUGGGUUGAUUUCAAGAACUAUCUCAAGCAUAAGCGAAAGGAAAUAUCCAUUGAAGAUCCUGUUAUUCGCCUUCGCAUUGAAGAAGACAACAAAAUUGCUUUGAAAAGGAUUGAUGGUCCUGAAACAGCAAAGGCCAAUGUUGUUGAACAUGGCCAAUCUUCGAAGGGAAACAAGAACGGUAGAAAGGGUGGAAAGAAAGCUCAUGGGAAACGCUCCAAACUUGGUCCUAAGGAGGGAGUUGGGAAAAAGAAGUUCGAAGGAACUGGCUACAAUUGUCAAAAGCAAGGCCAUAAGGCCAACGAAUGCAAGCUUCCAAAGAAGGAAAAUGCUCGACAAGUUAACAUGGUUCAUGAGGUUGAUAACCUCAUUGCUAUGAUCACGGACCUUUCGAUUUUGGUCACAGAAGUUAACUUGGUUGGGCAAAACCACAAUGAUUAG
Molecule: messenger RNA, 783 nt
Organism: Helianthus annuus (common sunflower)
Lineage: Eukaryota; Viridiplantae; Streptophyta; Magnoliopsida; Asterales; Asteraceae
Exons: 1
Coding region: 1-783 (260 amino acids)
Source: RefSeq, a predicted model, not a curated record